This is a messenger RNA of Clarias gariepinus (North African catfish), 2100 nucleotides long. RefSeq names its product BOLA class I histocompatibility antigen, alpha chain BL3-7-like. Gene Ontology annotation, biological process: immune response. The record is from RefSeq and is a predicted model, not a curated record. The transcript is spliced from 4 exons. Lineage: Eukaryota; Metazoa; Chordata; Actinopteri; Siluriformes; Clariidae. Bases 1 to 1011 code for a protein of 336 amino acids. Gene Ontology annotation, cellular component: external side of plasma membrane.
AUGGAGAAAGUGACACACUCUCUGCAGUACUUCUACACUGCAGUUACUCCAGGAAAAAAUGUCCCAGAAUUCACUGUUGUGUGUCUGGUGGAUGGACAGGAGUUUGAGUACUACGACAGUGACCUUAGGAACGCGACCCCAAAGACAGAGUGGAUACUGAAGAUCACUGUUGAUGAACCAGAUUACUGGAACAGACACACAGAACUUUAUCACUUUUGGCAGAAGAAUUUCAAAACCGGUCUGAAUAUGGUAAUGAAGGACUUUAAUCACACUACAGGAGUUCACACAGGACAGUGGAUGCUCGGCUGUGAGCUGGAUGAUGAUGGCACCACUAGAGGACACAUGCAGUUAGGAUAUGAUGGAGAAGAUUUCCUAAUUUUUUAUUUAAAAACUAAAUCCUGGAUUCCAGCCAAAUCUGGAGCUGUGAUCAGUGAUCAGUUUUGGGAUUAUAUUAAUGGUUUGACUACUGAGGGCCGGAAGAACUAUGUGAGCAUCACCUGUAUCCAGAGGAUAAAACAGUACGUGUCUUAUGGCAAAGAAACUCUGGAGAGGAAAGCUGGUCCUGAGGUGUUAGUGUUCCAGAGACACUCGUCUCCUUCUCUAGAGGUGGUGUGUCACGCUACAGGUUUCUUCCCCAAACCACUAAACAUCACCUGGCAGAAGGACGGAGAGGACGUGCAUGAGGACGUGGAGCUCAGAGAGACGUUACCCAACCAGGAUGGAAGCUUCCAGAAGAGAAUCAUUCUGAAAGUCCCAGCUGAGGAGAUGCAGAAACACAACUACACCUGCGUGGUUCAGCACAGCAGCUUGGAGAAGGAGUUAGUGCGAGAAGUACCAAAAGGUUUAACAGGUGAAGCACUGAUUGCUAUCAUCACUGCUGUAGUCGCGGCUCUCGUCGCUCUCGUCGCCGUUGUUGCUGGAAUUGUGGUCUGGAAGAAGAAGAACUCUGGUGAGAGAAUACACACCUUCACCUUCAACCAGUUUAUUUCUGCUGAACUGAGAGGGAGAUGAGGACCACAGCACACUGUGAUUGGACUAAAGCAAUGAGUUUAUGGUGUUCAAUCACCAAACAACACUUUUAAAGUGUAUUUAUUAUGUCCUAUUUGUAUAGACAGCUAUGUUAGAAAAGCUAUUACUGACUUGACCUUGUUAUGACCUUGGCAUUAUUAUUUGUUUAAGGUCAAAAGCUAAUCCGUUUAUUUGUUUUUAACAGUGGAAAUUCGUUUCGAAGUUCCAAUUGAACAGUGUCACAAUUUUUCUAUUCAUGUCCCUAUACACCAGGAAAAUGGACUUGAAUUGAAGCAGUCAAGUUAAGGAGUUUAUCAAAAAAAAAAUUGCAUUAUCCAAAAUUAAUUGGAGAAACUAACAUACAGGUGCAUCUCAGUAAAUUAGAACAUCAUUGAAUGUCAAUUCAUUUAAGCAAUUUAGUUUAAGAGGUGAAACUCAUAUAUAGAUUCAAUGCACACAGAAUGAAAUAUUUUAAGUGUUUAUUUUUUUUUUUUUUUGUUGGUUAUGGCAGCUACUGAAAAAACAAAAUUCAGUAUCUCAGAAAAUUAGAAUAAUAUGAAAAAGUUCAAUAUUGGAGACUCAUGGUGUCACACUCUAAUCUGCUAAUUAACUCAAAACACCUGUAAAGGUUUCCUGAGCCGUUAAAUGGUCUCUCUGACCAACAGAUCCCUGUAAAGUGUGUAAUGAAUAUUUACUGUACUGUACUGUUACUGUGUAAUAUGUGUGUGUUAUAAACUGUUUUAUAACCUCCAGCUUCCAACAAGUGAGAGAGAACCGUGUCAAGAUGAAUGUGAUCCAAUACUGGUUGAAUUUCAUGGUUUUAUUAAAGAAAGUUUAUUUCUAAUUUUCUGGAAGUUCUUUGAGGUAAUCAUUCAACCUUAUUCAGUGUUUUAUUUAAUGAGAUACAAACCUGGAGACAACACAUGGAUCUGUCCUCCAUGCUAUAAUGAAGCUGAUAUUAAAAUCAGGGUUAAUAACUUGGAGAGAGAUGUUUUUUUUCUCAGUAUAGUAUGGUGACACUUUAUUGGCCAUGAUAAAACCCAUUACAUAAACAUAGUUUCCCAGCAGCAGUUUGAGUAAUCUGGGCUAUUU